AUGCCGCAAUAUAUGUUAUAUCAGUAUAUAGAACGAUUGGUCCGAGAAAAAACAAUCCGCUUGAUAGAUUAUGACGAGUUCAAUCAAAUACAAGGAGAACCCGAAGGACCAGGUGAUAGAAAAAAAAGGUUAUGGAACAAUAGUCUAGUAAAUUUAUGUCUAUUAGAAGAUUUAGACAAAUGUGACGACAGUAUCGUUAUGAGACUAUUAACCGAGCUUAAACCGCUUAGACAUAAUAAUGUAUUAAGAGUCUUUGGCAUCACUUUUGAUGGAAAAAGUUAUUAUUUUGUCCGUGAAUAUUAUACCAUGGACUUACGAUCUUAUUUCAGUCAAAUGCGUGCUAACAGCACUCCUCUAAGUUGGGACGACAAAAUAGCUCUAGUACGACAAGUGACUGAUGGUCUCCAGUAUCUUCAUGAUCAAAAUAUUCUACCCUCAGAACUGCAUCCGAGAAACAUAGUAAUGUGUGAAGGGAUUCCUAAAUUAACUAAUUUGAGAAUGCCUCAAGCCCGUGCAAGAGGCGACUUUUCAUUUUCUAAAUAUUCACCUCCAGAAGUUUUAUUAUCACACGAACCUGAAAAUAAAAAAAAAUUAAAUAUUUAUUCCUUGGGUGUACUAAUGUGGGAAAUAUCAAAUGACGGUGUUGAACCUUUCAACGAUGAUCGUACAAUUGCCUUAGCAAUUAAUAUUAUCAAAGCCGUUCGACCCACUUGUGCAAAAAUUCUUGGUGAAUUGAGAAAUAUAUCACUCACAGACAUCACAGACACAUAUAAUGUUGAUAAAGCUUAUAAUACUGCCGGUUUUCAGGCACUUAGACCUAAACCUAAAGCAAUCGAUCUGGAUUUGUCGUUGGAUUAUAGCGCUUUACUUAGGCAAAAGAAAAUGAAAGCAGCAUUUGUUGAUUUUUUUGCCUUAAACAAAGGCAGAAAUCUUAAUGACUUUGAUUUCAAUCGCGCAGAAGGAAUGGCUUUGGAUGAUAAUGGUGAUAUAAAAAUUCUUAAAUCAGAGUCGAACUCACCAGUUGUCUACAACUCGUUGACUACAGAUUCAGUGUGGAGUAAUUUAAGAAUUGCAGGUUUAUUUGCAAAUAGUAGAGACAACAAAGAGCUAAAUAAUGACGACAAUCAAAUACAGGUUCAUGUCCCAGUUUCAACAGUAGAAUAUACAUCUACUGCUUCAAAUAAAUUUAUUAGGGAUAUAGAGAGUGCGCUUGAAAUUUCAGACAAAACUGAAAAAGUUAAGAUGCUAGAAAAAUAUUUUAAUUAUUAUGGUAAUUACGUUGUCAGAAAGUUUACACUUGGUGGUGUUAUCACAGUUAGAAAUUGGAAAACUGCAUCUAAUAAAGAAAAAUCAUAUUUAAGGAACUAUUUACAAUGGGCAAUUGAUUGUGGAAAAGGGAAGGCCUCCGAAAUUUUUGAAGAUGUACCACUUGACAACAUACCACCACUUCAAGCUGAUGGCGAGAUGGAUACCCUUGGCGACUUGUAUAACUGGUUUAAAAGCUUAUAUAAUUUUGAUUUUGCUAAGGUCAUAGCAUAUGGAAAAAUAAUCCCGUCUUAUAAAUUACUACCGAAUAAUUUACAAGAAAAGUUAUUUGAGGUUACUGGUGGUAAUCCUGUUAAUACACCUGAUGGAGAAUUAAUUCCUAACGUUCCAAUUAGUUAUAAAAAAAAGGAGCUUAGUGCAUGGAUAGCACUAAAACCUUCACUCGAACUAUUUUUAUUGGAUUUUAUCCACAACAAUUCACUCCAAUAUGGUGUUGUUCUACAAAAAUCAGAUAUUGGACACGGAAAAAAGGCGGCUUUCAAGUUUGUGAAGGUACCUGCCGUUACCGAAAUUAAAAAAAUUACUCUUAGAUUAAUAGAACCACAAAACCGUCAAGAAGCCUAUUUAUUAGAAAACGGCAUAAUCUGGAAAGAUAAUGGCAAUUUAACUCUUGAAAAUAUCCCAUUUGCCGAAUAUAGUUCAAUACUUCACCACCCCCUGGAGGAUUUCAAAUCUGCUAAAAAUCAACCUUCUCAGGCAAUUUAUGUUCAAAUAAUUAUUCAUAUGGCAAAACUUUCCUUUAGCCUCACAGAUAUCAGAUCCUUACAGGAAUAUUCAAAUAGCGUCAAUACGGCGCUUCUAAGUAAUGAGCCUUUUAAAAAUCUCUGUAAAAUUUUCGGAGAUGAUUACGGCCAUUUAUUAGCAGGGACUUUAACUGUAGGUGGAAUUUUAUCGAAAAAAUGUGUUCCACGUACAAAACAAAAUAUACCUGGAAGACAAAUUCAAUUUGAAUAUGAACUAGACGAUCCUCAAAUAAUUGAGAAAAUUAAUUUUCAGUUGAAAUCUUGGGAAAAUGAGUUUGAAGUGAACACUUCAUUUUUAAUUGACAACAAUGGUGAUGUUGUUAGCCGUAAUGGAAUUAAACCUUGGAUUGAAGAUUUUCAUUAUAUUAAUGCAGUUCAAAAUUGGUGUAUUGUUGCUUAUGAAGACUGGACACCACUAUAUAAAUUAUUGCGCAGAACAAGCGCUAAUAUUGAUAAUACUUUUGGUCAUUAUCAGAUUGUUUUUAAUGGUGAAGAAUUCUUCCAAGUGGAUGAUCAGAGUACUUUUGUUAUUAGAUUCCCUGGUUCACUUAAUGACACCAAUUAUCAUAUUUUUGGAGCCGUCGUAAAGAAAGGCGAAAAUGGAGAUUGGAGAAAAUACCAACAUCCUGACUUAUCUGUUCGAUUCGAUCAUCAGAAUAAAAGCAGUUGUGCAGCGUAUAUAUAUAAAUCUAAAAAUUUCAAUAUACGACUAAACAAAGAAGAAACAAAAUUACUUUGGCUUGUGCUUGCUGAUCCCAAAGGAUUUUGUAGCAAUAAAAAUAGAAAUGUUAAAGUUCUUUAUGGAAAUAUCCCUGUCAACGAAACUCCAUUGGAAGUUUGUUUAAAGUGUAGAGAACUUACAACAGACUGUGUUCUGAUAACGUCAAUCGUAUCCAAAGAUGAAUCUGCUUUUUAUACCAUUAAACCUAAAGCUUGGGCCAAAGCUAGAAUUUAUUUAGAAAUAACAAAAGACCUAUUAAAUCUUGAUUUAGAAAAAUUUGACGAGCGAACUGUUCAAGAAAAUACUGUCCUCAAGUGGUGCGUAAUCUACACUGACAAAAGAAAACCUAUGGUCAGUGACGCUAAUAAUUUACGAACACAUUCUUGGAACUCAUUUGGAGAUCAUCUUGAUGACGGUAUAGAACGCUUGGAGGAGGAAGAUGAAGAGGAACGUAUUGAUGUGUUAUCUGAAAUGAUAUUCGAAGAUGCAAUUCAACAGCAUAAUUUACCAGAUGGUAACAUGCUUGAAGCUUGGAAAACUUUCAUACAUUGUGCUAGGAAAGGAAAUCAAGAUGCACUUUAUUGGAUUGGAUUUUACCUCCAAUAUGAUAUUUUAAAUGCAUCUAAACAUUUUUUAAGAAGAUUCUACGACGAUGCUGUUGACGAAUUUGCAGAAGGAGCUGAAACAUACUUACAAGCUGCAAUGAUGCUUUAUAAAAAAUCGGCAGAUGCCGAAUAUCAUGAGGCGCAAUUAAGAUACGGUUUUAGCCUCUACUCUGGACAAGGAGUUCCUCAAAAUAAGGAGGAGGCUAUUCGAUACUUUAGAUCAGCUGCAAUUAAUAAGAAUCAUACAGCAAUGUAUAACUUGGGAACUAUUUUGUUAUUGAGCGGGAACGAUCAAAAUAAAGCUGAAGGGGAGAAAUGGCUGAUAGAUGCCGCAAGAAAUAAUCAUCAAAAAGCUAUAGGAAUUUGUAAAGCUCACAACAUUGCUUUUUAG
This is a messenger RNA of Cetraspora pellucida, 3786 nucleotides long. The record is from the annotation of a GenBank genome assembly. Lineage: Eukaryota; Fungi; Glomeromycota; Glomeromycetes; Diversisporales; Gigasporaceae.